Messenger RNA from Sesamum indicum (sesame), 3109 nucleotides. RefSeq names its product putative cyclic nucleotide-gated ion channel 20, chloroplastic. Gene Ontology annotation, cellular component: membrane. Gene Ontology annotation, biological process: monoatomic ion transport; transmembrane transport. NCBI's taxonomy places the organism in Eukaryota, Viridiplantae, Streptophyta, Magnoliopsida, Lamiales, Pedaliaceae. Gene Ontology annotation, molecular function: monoatomic ion channel activity. The record is from RefSeq and is a predicted model, not a curated record.
AUUCCAUAGUAACAGCAACAACAAGAACUGGCUCCGUCGCACAAGAAAACACACACCCACGCCCCCAAACCACCUGUUUGUGUGAUUCUCUGUUCCUUUUUUUUUCUCCUUCAGCCUCCCUUCCGAGUUGGCAACUUGGUUGGAAAGUCUUUUUCGUAUUUUGCUGGUCUAAGUCUGUUUGCGGGUCAGCCCUUUACGGGUCUUCCUCGUGUUAAUUAUUAACAAGCAACUCAUUUCACACACACCAACCUUUCCUUACUCAGAACUAAGUUCUGGAGUACUGGAAUUCAACUAUACUCAAGUCUUGAGCUUUUCUCCCUGCUACAGAUUCGCAAUAUUUCUUCAUUUCAUUUAUUGGCUAUAUCACUAUCUUCAUUUUGCUGAGAGUAUACAAAGACUGGUUUCUUGAAUGCUUGGCUGAGGUGAUCGGAUUUUCUUUCUCUCCUCAACUUGCUACCUAAGGUGCAUCUGGGGAAUGGAUGCUUCUGAAAGAGAUGAGAUACCUAUGCUAUCAGCCACAUACUUCCAAGCAGAUGAUCCUAAUGACUCCACAAGCAGGAGUUUUUCGACGAGGACUAGGAGUGCAUCAAUGUCUAUCCCUAUGACCUCUCUGGAUUCCUCUGGAACUGAGCACAACCUCGUGGGUUUCACUGGUCCAUUGAGAAAUGAAAGGCGUUCAACUACCUUUGUACAGAUGAGUGGUCCUUUAUAUGUUAAACACAACCAUGAGUUCAUCUUUCAGCGUCCUGAAGAUGCUUUACAGAAAAAAACUCCUGAGCCCAAAAUAGAAAGAUAUCCUUCAAUUGAUCGGGCAGAAAAUAAUGAUUGGCCAUUGAGCGACUAUGCGGGCAAAAAUGAACAUCUUUUGAAGUCUGGGCAACUGGGAAUGUGCAAUGAUCCAUACUGCACGACUUGCCCAACAUAUUACGAUGUUAAGGGACGCCAGAAACAUGCAAGAACAUCUGAGAUAUUUGAUGCGAAGUUUCAUAAUAUGCUUUACGGAGAUGCAAAAGGUUGGGCAAAGAGAAUGUUUUCUUUUAUGCUUCCUUAUAUCCCUGGAGUUAUGAACCCUCACGCAAAAGUUGUUCAAAAAUGGAACAAGUUCUUCGUGAUUUCUUGCAUUUUUGCCGUAAUUAUAGACCCUUUGUUCUUCUUUCUGCUAAAUGUGCAGCAGGAUAACAAGUGCAUAGUAUUAAAUUGGCCCUUGACAACAACACUUGUCGUUUUGCGGAGCAUGACAGACUUCAUUUACGUAUUCCAUAUUCUCCUUCAGUUCAGGCUGGCUUAUGUUGCUCCUGAAUCUACAGUUACGGGAGCUGGAGAUUUAGUUGAUGACCCUAAAGAGAUUGCUCGGCAUUAUUUUUUUGGAUAUUUUAUCCUUGAUUUCUUUAUUGUACUGCCCCUGCCACAGAUUAUCAUAUUAAUGAUCUUACCAGAUUCCAUGGGAGCAUCUGGUGCCAAUUAUGCAAAAAAUCUUCUACAGGCAGCCAUUCUUAUUCAGUAUAUUCCUAGGCUGUGCAGAUUCUUACCUUUGGUUGCUGGUUUUUCUCCAACUGGCUUCAUUUUCGAGUCGUCAUGGUCAAAUUUUUUUGUAAAUCUCUUCACCUUUGUUUUGGCUGGCCAUGUGGUGGGCUCAUGCUGGUAUCUCUUUGGCCUGCAGAGAGUCAAUCAUUGCUUUCGAGAUGCCUGUCGCAACAGCAACAUUACAAUGUGUAUGGAAUUCAUUGACUGUGGGCAUGGAAACUAUUAUGGGGAGUUUGAGAAAUAUCCAGCAUGGAAGCUCUGGAAGAGCAAUGAGAAUGCAACAGCUUGUUUCAAGAAAGAUGGUUUCGAUUUUGGAAUUUAUGAAACUGCUGUCAAUCUGACCACUCGCAGAAGUUUAGUGACGAAAUACGUGUACUCAUUCUUUUGGGGAUUCCAGCAAAUUAGUACUCUGGCUGGGAAUCAAGUUCCAAGCUAUUUUGUGUAUGAAGUUCUUUUCACGAUGGCCAUCAUAGGUAUUGGUCUACUGCUUUUUGCUCUGCUCAUCGGAAAUAUGCAGAAUUUUCUCCAGGCUCUCGGACGCAGGAGGCUAGAAAUGUCUUUGAGACGCCGUGAUGUUGAGCAGUGGAUGAGCCAUCGUCGCUUGCCUGAACAACUAAGAAGGCAAGUUCGAGACUCAGAACGCUUUAAUUGGGCGGCCACUAGAGGAGUAAACGAGGAAAUGUUAAUGGAGAAUUUACCAGAAGACCUUCAACGAGAUAUAAGGCGUCAUCUCUUUAAAUUCGUCAAGAAAGUCCGAAUUUUUCAGCUGUUGGAUGAACCUAUCAUGGAUGCUAUAUGCGAGAGGCUGCGAACAAAAACAUACAUCAAAGGCAGUAAAAUCUUAUUCCGUGGCGGUCUUGUUGAUAAGAUGGUAUUUAUAAUUCGAGGAAAGAUGGAAAGCAUUGGGGAAGAUAUGAUUGUUGUUCCCUUGUCCGAAGGGGAUGCUUGUGGAGAAGAACUCCUCACCUGGUGCCUUGAACAUUCUUCCAUAAAUAAAGAUGGAAAAAGAAUCAGGAUUCCGGGACACAGAUUGCUGAGCAACAGACUGGUUAGAUGUGUAACAAACGUCGAGGCCUUUGUUCUGCGAGCUGUGGAUCUUGAAGAAGUGACAAGUCUUUUUGCAAGAUUCUUGAGAAGUCCGCGCGUUCAAGGCGCCAUAAGGUAUGAAUCGCCUUACUGGCGAGGAAUUGCAGCUAGACGAAUUCAAGUUGCAUGGAGAUACAGGAAGAAGCGAAUGGGGCGUGCCGAUUCCUCAAGCCCACCACAUAACUAGUCGUCUUGAAGCCGGAAAAUGUCGACUUUAGUACGUAUAUGUGCAAUUUUUUUGUAACAGUACAUACUUCUGGAAGUCUCAGCCUCACUGCAAUAGCCCUCGUAUAUAUUCGAUCAGCAGAUAUAUAUAUAUUUGCACGACGUUGUGGCUGUUUCUUAACACUUUUUACCAUAUUAAUGUACAUGAAAUUCAUAGAGCAAAGUUAAAGUGGGAGAUCAAGAAGAAGAAAAGCUACCUUUUGGCUUUGCAUAAGCUGUUGCAUGAAACUUUUCUUGGCAGGGCUGUAUUGGUAAUUGAGUUCAUAUUUCCUCU